Messenger RNA from Trichoplusia ni (cabbage looper), 1275 nucleotides. RefSeq names its product regulator of chromosome condensation-like (gene Rcc1). NCBI's taxonomy places the organism in Eukaryota, Metazoa, Arthropoda, Insecta, Lepidoptera, Noctuidae. Gene Ontology annotation, cellular component: cytoplasm. Gene Ontology annotation, molecular function: guanyl-nucleotide exchange factor activity. The record is from RefSeq and is a predicted model, not a curated record.
ACGUGAUUACGUCACUCGGGCCAAGCGAAGCGAGCGGAGGGAGAUGUACGAGAUUCGUACUGUGUUAAAAUUAAUACGUCAUCUCUUAUUCUGAAGUGAUAUUUGUUAAUUAAUUCGCGGUGUCGCUUAGAAAUUUACCAUAAAACAACAUAAUGCCGGCGGCGCGAGGCGUUAAACGUGCAGCGUCUAAAUCGUCCGCCACAGCGGCCCCGACGGUGCCCAAAAACAAGAAAAAACGUGGAGCGAUCCAGUUGGAGAUCCCCACUGCUCCCAAAAAGAGGGGGCGUGUGCUGACAUGCGGACAGGGCGAUGUCGGACAGCUUGGACUUGGAGAAGAUGUUAUAGAGACUACAAAAUUUAAAUAUGUGACAGCAUUAGGUGACAAAAUAGUUGAUGUGCAUGCAGGUGGUAUGCACACAAUAGCUCUUGACAGCAGUGGAAAGGUGUGGACAUUCGGCUGCAACGACGAGGGCGCGCUGGGGCGGCCCACGUCGGGCGACAGCGACGAGGGCAGCCCGCGCGGCGUGGCGCUGCCCGGCCGGGCCGUGGCCGUGGCGGCCGGCGACUCGCACUCCGCCGCGCUGCUGCACACCGGCGACGUGUACGCCUGGGGCGCCUUCCGGGACUCGCACGGCAGCAUGGGGCUGGUGAUGCGCGGGCGCGCGGGCAAGCCCUGCGCAGCGCCCGAGCGCCUGCCGCUGCCCGAGCCCGCCGCAGACAUCGCGUCCGGCGGGGACCAUCUCGUCAUACUCACCACAUCAGGCGCAGUAUACACAAUGGGUUGCGGAGAACAAGGCCAGCUCGGCAGGCUGUCGCAGAGAUCCGCCUCCAGGGAUGCGCGGCAAGGAUUCUCGGCGCUGCUGGUCCCGGCGCGCGUGACGCUGAAGGCGGGCGCGAGCCGCGUGUGGGCCGGCUACCACGCCACCGUCGUGCAGGACAGCAACGACAAGAUGUUCGCCUGGGGACUCAACAACUACGGCCAGCUCGGUAUAACAGGUGAAAAGCGUAAAACAGCGUUAUUCUCUCCAACGGAGUGCGACGCGUUCUCCAGCCACAACACGACGUGGACCAGUGUCGCCUGCGGACAACAUCACACCAUCGCACUAGAUGCCAACGGACAGGUCUAUGCUAUCGGUCGCUGUGAAUACGGAAGAUUGGGUCUUGGCGACCGUGCAGGCGACGCCGAAGUAUUGGAGCCUAUUCCUAAACUACAAAACAAGAAAGUCGUCUGCAUAGCUGCCGGCACAAGCAAUUCCUUUGCUGUUACUGAUACUG